ACCACUUCGAGGAACGAUCUCGACACCGAUACGCAGACUCGGGAGCAUGCCCUCGGACUUCCCCCUAGCUACCCUCCAUCUGACUAAACCCGAACGCCUUAUCGUCGUCGCCUUGAGCUACAUCUACUACGCGCCAGUCGUCUGGUCCAUCGGCCGCAAGUUGACCCACUACCUCUACGAGUCCAUUGUCAGGAUCAGAAGCCGGCUACGCGAGAAGAAUCACAACCGCUAACGCGUCCGCGUUGUUUGUGCUGGACCCACUGCAGCUUUGGAUUUGAAGAGAGCGAUAGAGAGACGGAUUUCUGCUGGACCCACUGCAGCCUUGAGGAGAGAGAUAGAGAGACAGCGAGAACGAGAGAGAAAAAGAGGGCGAACGACAUGGCUAGCAGCGUGUACGUGGUUGACUCGACCUUCCAAAAGACUUUGAUCAAGGUGACGCCUGGGACCUACCUCCGAGAAGUGUUGGAAGAGGCAUGCAGGAAGAAGAAGCUGAAUCCCGAGUCGUACUUGCUGAAGGUGAACGACGGAAAGAAGACGCUGGAUCUAUCACAACCCUUCAGGCUAUCAGGCCUUGCGUCGGGUGCACGGCUGCAACUGGUGCAAGGGAGUCGAUCAGCCAGUGUGGUCAAUGUGGCGCUACAGCUACCGGAAAGUGAAGGAGGGCGGCGUCUGCAAGACAAGUUUCCUAGCACUACGAGUCUGUGGCUGGUGUUGCGCAAGUUUGAGGAUGCUGUCGCGGGAGGAGUGCAAUCACAGAAGCUUAACAUCACACAGCGUGCCACCCCAUCGAAUGUGGGCUCCGGCGCAGGAAGAUUGGAGUACGAACAGCCAUGUCUGAAUGUCAUGGGGCGAACAUUGGAGAGCUUCACAGACCUGCAGAAAACUCUGGCACAAAUUGGCGUCAGUGGCAGUACCAUGAUGCGACUGACGUACAAGCCCAGCGGGAAGCCACUCGAGGAAGCCAUGCAGGAAAUUGGUCAGUAUUUCAGCGAUGCCGAGAGCGUUCAUAGCACAACAGGGAGUGGUGAUGGUGCUCACGCGACUCCUGUCAACGGCACCACGAGCAUUCCUGAUACCACGACCGGGACGCCCGACGUGCCGCUUGGAGGUGAUGCUGGCCAAGAUCCAGUUGAACCACGCGAUGUGCCAAUGGAAGAUGGCCCUACAGCAGAGGCCGUCGAAAAUGACGUGAUAGCAUCCUCCUCAUACACAGAUCCCCAGCCCUCAGACCAUUCUGCUCAGCCUCCUCAGAAAGGAGUCGUUCCUCCUCCAGCUGCAUCAAAUAUCGUAAAUGGCAUCGCCGUGUUCCAUCCUUCCACCUCCACAACCCCGGCUGCUGCUCUUGUGCCACAUGACCCUUCGCACUUUGAGCCUAGCAUCGAUCAGGCGAGGGCAUUGCAAGCAUCGCUGCAGAAGUUUGGCCAGAACAAGAAACUCGCAUCCGACAAGGAACUCGAAGAGCAAGAAGCAGCAAAGCAAGCAGAGCUCUCUCGAAUCCAGACGGUCACUGUUCGUGUCAAGUACCCCGACCAGAGCAUCAUCGAAACACCUGUCCAGCAUACCGAAACUGCUGCAGACCUGUACGCGGUUGUUCAGAACACGCUCGCUCAGGCGCCAGAGCCUUUCGAUCUGAAGUUUUAUGGCGACAAGAACCUGAUGAUCAGUCUGCCGAGGAACAGCCAAAAGAAGCUGGUUCGUGAUUUUGGCUUCCGUGGCAAAGUGCUUGUUACGCUUGUGUGGUCUCCUGAGGCUUCGACCCAGGCCCGGCAGGGCCCGAGUCUCAAGGAAGAAUAUCGGAGCAAAGCAACCGAGCUCAAGGUGGAAUUAGCGACUCAACAGGCACAAGGUCAGGAAGAUCACAAAGCUGCGAUGAAUAAGCCCGAGAAGAAAGAGGCCGCUGGGGCAGACAGGGGGAAUGUGGAAGAGCGGAUGAAGAAAUUUCUUGGUUUCGGCAAAAAGAAGUGAUGCGUUCAGCUCGCUGUCCGGAACACUUUGCGUCGAGCUAGUCGGCUGAUUGCCGACCCUUCGAAUGGGCAGAUGAUAGCCGAGACGCUGAUGUCUGCUAUUCGCAUCAGGGUAACAUUCUAGAACGCCUGCGGCGGAGUGGACUACCUGUGACUACGAAGGCUUUCGUAAAGCAGAACUUAUGGUCAAGCCAGCACAGGCCCCAGAACUCGCCGUCAUGGUGGCAGGAGGCAAUAGAGGACCUUGAGGCCCCAAACUGAUGGUUGCGUGUUGAUAGAGGAAGUCGACACUCACGAUCCCGAGCUGUGUCAAAUCCCUAUCACGUAGUCGCGUCCGGCUUCUUCGUCGUCUCAACUUCCAGCCUCCUCACAUCACCUAAGUUGUGAAGCGCACUCUGCGGCGAGAGUGCUUGCAUACCUAGGUAGGCCUCACAGUCGUCCGAUCUCCAGAUCAAAUACCGCGGUAUCCUUACGCAGUACGUAUGUACAUGUAUUGGUUACGCACCAUCUUAAGAAAGGUAGAUGCGCGCACUGGUAACUUGGUGCUUUCCUCGACACUCGACAGAAGAUAUCGAUUCCGCCAUAUCCACUUUGAGACAAGAGACGCGCCUCGCAAAAGUACCUACCUCCUUAGCGAACGAGAUAUCCUGCUUGGUGAUAACUCUACGUUCGACACAACUUCAAGGUGCCUACCUUACUGCUCUAAGGUAUCGACCGAUUGCUUUCGGCGACUCCGUCUGUUUAACAAUGAGACUAUCGCUGAGCUGAGCUCACAGGCGAGCUUAUUCAUAUCAGCCGACUGAGAAUUCCAAGCACGUCUUGUAGCUCGGACUCGAAGGAUGCAAUAGUCAAGGUAGGCAUGUUUCUCAAGAGCUGAAUUUCUCACUUUUGCGUUAAGAUGCGGACAUAAUUGGGGAGUACAUGUGCAUGUGGUCUGCGUUACUUACUUUUAGUAUAUGGCAUGUAUGUCUUUUGUGUUUGACUCUAUGCCUAGAUAGGGAUGGAUGGAUGGAUGGAUGGAUGGAUG
Messenger RNA from Sphaerulina musiva SO2202, 2991 nucleotides. RefSeq lists its product as uncharacterized. NCBI's taxonomy places the organism in Eukaryota, Fungi, Ascomycota, Dothideomycetes, Mycosphaerellales, Mycosphaerellaceae. The record is from RefSeq and is a predicted model, not a curated record. Gene Ontology annotation, biological process: signal transduction. The transcript is spliced from 2 exons. The coding region runs from base 379 to 1965 and encodes 528 amino acids.